AUGUACGUUAUCCUCUCCACCGAUUCCUAUUUUCCCAAAAACCCACCGCCUCCCAUUCUCUCAUCCACUUUACCCGUCUGCUUGCUUUUCAUUCACACCGGCAAAUCCUUCCCUACCGCCUCAUUUCUCACUCUUUCAACUCCAUCGAAAUAUCAAAGAUGGUGGGCAGCAAGCCGAUUUCUGAUUCCGGUCGUUCAUUGGUUGUGCUAUUCAUCAUCAGAAAUCGAUUAAGAGAGAGGCAAACAAUAUUUUCUCCAAUUUCUAUUCACCAUGACCCAUACAAUCGAACGCUGCCGACUCCCCCUUAUCAGAUUCUCCCCACCGCCUCCCUUAUCCGAUAUCUCCAUCCGUGUCGAAUCGGCCUCAUUUCCUCUGCACUUUCUACUCCGUCGCAACAACGCAACGAGGACACAGGAGGAUUUGAAUGGGUUAGUUGGAGACGUUGAGUACAGGUUUGGGAAGUGGAAAGACUGAACAAGGUUACUACUUUUGGAUGAGAAACAUGCCUAUAAGGCGUUCGAUGAAAUGCCUGAUCCGAUUAAGGUAUUAAUUCCAGGUAAUUUGGUUUGGGGGGAGACGGAAGGCGAGGGAAGACAGGGAAGAGUGUAGGAGCAGUUUUGAACACCGACUACUUGACAAAAAUCCUCAACGAAAAAUUUGGUCAAGAUUGUGUUUCUACUUGGUAAACUCUUCAUAAAUAUUUUCCUAAUAUGAGAGAAUAUAGUGACAAACUUAAAAGAUGUGAAGACCAACUCCAGACCAAAAAAUGGAGAAACAAUCUGAAGAAUUGAGGGGCAUAUCAGGUAGAUAUGAACAUGACAAGAAAGUUUGGGUGGCAAGCACACCACUGUGCUAACUCAGUUCCUUCCUGAUCUCAAUAACAUGGUUUCUGCAGUUCAAGCAAUGGGAAACACACAGGUGUUUUGCAGAUGACGUCCACCAAGCAAAAAAGAAACUUUGACCGGAUGGUCAACCAUGGUUGACUUUGAUUCAUCAUCAAACGGACAAUGCUUCACCAUUGGUGGCUUCACUUUUCAAUGUGUGCAUAUUUCAAAAUGGUGAAACAGAGACAGGAAAGACAUUUACCAUGGAGGGUAUUGAGGGAAAUCGAGGGGUUAGUUACAGAACAGUAGAGGAAUUAUUCAAAAUUGCAAAAGAAAGAAUUGAUACUUUUGCUUAGCAGUGGAACCUACAAAUGAUUAUGCACAAGAUUCACCAUCAAAGUUGUCUUCUCCUGGGAUAACUACAUGGGCCAAAAGUCUUGAAACUUCCACAACCUUUAGGAGGCAUAUAUGAUGAAUCUUCUUCAUCUGAAAACACUCCAACAAUGAUAAUGCGCAUGGAUGUUUCAUCUUCAGGAAAGUUGCCAAGUCCCGGGUGGUAUAUUGCUAAAGAUUUAUGUGGUGUUUAUUUGGCAAAAGAGCAGUUUUCCCUUCUAAUAAAUAAAUGAAUAAACUAUGUCGCUUAAUCUAAAUCUGACCCCCGCAAUGGCGGGGGGUACUUUUCUAGUUAAUAUAAAUUCUUAUUAGUUUGGAUUUUAUUUGUCAACUGAGACAUUUCUCGAGUUUUUUACUUGAUGCUUGUAAGCAGAAAAUUAAAAUAUAUU
Molecule: messenger RNA, 1606 nt
Organism: Lactuca virosa
Lineage: Eukaryota; Viridiplantae; Streptophyta; Magnoliopsida; Asterales; Asteraceae
Source: the annotation of a GenBank genome assembly